AUGUUGGAGGGGGAAGAACAGACCGCGAGUCGAUGUCAGGACCUCCAGACGUGUCGGGCGGAUGGAGGAGGGCGCUGCGCAAACGACGCUUGUAGCGUUUCAUACAAACGUUUCAGGAGGUGGAUCCACUUCCCCAGGAGCGGCAGCGAGGCGCCUGCUGUGAGUACACCUCUGACCACUGGGCGGCGCCAGAGGGAGCGGAGCUUCGAGUUUGACACCGUGUGUCAGAGGCUGGAGUUGGACUCUCCACCGGCACACCAUGAAGCAGCACGCAGAGGCCUACAGGGGGCGCUGCAAGAGACAACACUGGAAGGAGGUUUGUCCCACAGGUCGACCUUAAUACCUCUAAACACGUCACAUACCAUCAGUGCCAGAGGACGACCUGCAUCAAAAAAUGUCCCACAACAGGGAUGGAUGUGGAGAGCAGCAGUGGAAGAACCGGUCGGCACACAACAGAAUGGCGCUGAUGUGAGAAGAUGUAGUUUGCAGCCGUUCACAUUUCUGGACAAAGCUCCCGAGAGUCCUCAGGGACGGUCAGUGAUGAAGCUGGCAGCGCCGUCACUUCUGAACGACUACUACACUAAUGUUCUCGACUGCAGUUGUAACGGUACGGUUGCAUUAGCCCUGGGAUCUUCUGUUUUCCUCUGGAAUUCAGAAACCCUAGCUCUGGUGGGAAGUCUGGAGCCGAGUCCGCUAACGGGACGCAACCAGUCGGUCUCGUCUCUGUGCUGGAGCAGAGACGGCAGAGCUCUGUGCAUUGGGACCAGGCGAGGGGAGGUUGAGCUGUGGGAUGUUGAACAAAAGCAGAAUAUGAGGCGUCUGCCGUCACACCUUUCUGUGGUCGGAGCCCUUUCCUGGCAGCAGCAGUUACUCAGCAGCGGCUCAGUUCUCGGACACAUCCAUCACCUUGACCCUCGGGCUCCUGCUCCUCUGGUUGGUGCGGCUGUGCAGGACGAGGGGAUCUGCAGCCUCCAGUGGUCCCCGGGCGACGACUGGCUGGCCAGCGGCUCCACAGACGGCCUCCUCCAUAUAUGGGACCGGGACAUCGCAGGACCCACAAGGACAAAGCAGCCGGUGACAACAAUGAAACAGCCCAGUGCUGUUAAGGCGAUGGGAUGGUGUCCAUGGCAAGAGAAGAUCAUCGCUACAGGUGGAGGAUGGAAAGACGGAGAGCUGAGAAUCUGGGACACACAAUCGGGGACGUGUGUGAAUUCUGCCAACACCAACUCGCAGAUCUGUUCUCUACGAUGGGCUGAAAAGAAGAGGUGUCUGGUCACAGGUCACGGCCUUCCUCAUCACCAAGUCACCUGCUGGAGCUGGGGGUCCGCCUCCCUCCAGCCGGUCUGUACGCUCACCGGUCAUUCUCGUCGAGUUCUGCACUUGGCCUCAAACCCCGACAGUUCUCAGAUUUUCUCUGCUGCAGCCGACCAGUGUUUCCGCAUCUGGGACCUUUAA
Limanda limanda (common dab) is the source of this 1455-nucleotide messenger RNA. Its product is annotated as cell division cycle protein 20 homolog B-like. The record is from RefSeq and is a predicted model, not a curated record. The transcript is spliced from 11 exons. Gene Ontology annotation, biological process: positive regulation of anaphase-promoting complex-dependent catabolic process; positive regulation of ubiquitin protein ligase activity; anaphase-promoting complex-dependent catabolic process. Gene Ontology annotation, molecular function: ubiquitin ligase activator activity; anaphase-promoting complex binding; protein binding. The coding region runs from base 1 to 1455 and encodes 484 amino acids. NCBI's taxonomy places the organism in Eukaryota, Metazoa, Chordata, Actinopteri, Pleuronectiformes, Pleuronectidae. Gene Ontology annotation, cellular component: anaphase-promoting complex.